This is a messenger RNA of Coniosporium apollinis CBS 100218, 894 nucleotides long. RefSeq lists its product as uncharacterized. Gene Ontology annotation, molecular function: protein binding. The record is from RefSeq and is a predicted model, not a curated record. NCBI's taxonomy places the organism in Eukaryota, Fungi, Ascomycota, Dothideomycetes. The transcript has a single exon. Bases 1 to 894 code for a protein of 297 amino acids.
AUGUCAAUCGCUCCGAGUCAGGCUCCUCGCGCUCAGCGCAUGCUCGACACCGUCCACAACAAUGAGGCGGGCAAAGAAAUCUCGACCGCCUCGACCGCCUCGACCGCCUCGACCGCCUCGACCGACCGGUCUCGUUCCUUCCCAUUCAUGGACCUCCCCACCGAGCUCCGCUUCAUUAUCUACCGCAUCUGUCUCGCGCGCCCAAAGCCGAUUUUGCUGUACACUCCAAGCGCGCAACCCGCACCCGAUGCUGGCCAAACCCGCACCAUCACGCAGCAAGCCCGCCAACGUGUUUUACAGCAGAGCCAGCAGCAGUCACAGCGAGCACAGCUCGCCCAGCAACAACAAAUACUACAACUGCAACCCGUCCUAGUCCUGGACGCACCCGAGCGUCCAACCGGACCGAUGCUGCCACCGCCAGAGUCCGUGAACGACGACCCCCUGGUCCCCGCGCUGCUCGGCGUGAGCCGCACCAUCUACGCAGAAGCAAAACCCAUCCUCUACAACGACAACAGCCUCCACAUCCCCCUCAGCGACGACACCCUACGCAAGCUCCCACAGCGCACCCGCUCCCAGCUGCGCCGUGCGCGCAUCUCAUACCACUCCGACCGCGCGACCGCGCGCGCAUUCGGCGACGCGGUCCGGCUGGGGCUGCGCUACUGCUGGGGCCUGCAGAGCGCGACGGUCGUGAUGCCGACGUCGUGGAUGGCCGACCCGAGCGGCAGGAUGUUCGCGGCCGACUUUCGCUGCCUGUGUUGGCUGCCGAGGGCGUGUCGGGUUGUGCUUGAGGGGGAGGCGAAUGCGCAGGUCAAGGCGGUCGUGGAGGCGCGGGCGAGGUUGGCGGAGACGGCGGAUGAGGAGACGUGGGCGCGGCUUCCGUUUGCGCGGUUCUGA